AUGUUCAGCCCCCAGCGAGUUGCAGUGCCCCACAACUCGAGCGGCUGUUUUGUCAAUCAGCAAUGGUCUGAUGCCCAAGCUGCUGCGGACGCCAAGAAGCAGCCGCAAGAGACCUCGAGGAGCUGGUGGCUCCAGAUGGCCUGCCUGAACAUGGUCAUGAUCAUGUGGAACACUGACAACAUGGCCCUGCCAGCAGUGCACACCGAGAUUGCCAGGCACUUCAACAUUUCGCCAGGUGAUCUCAGCAACCUGGGCCUCGUGCGGGGCAUCUUCGAAUCCGUCUUCGCCCUGCCUGCGGGCUUCCUCGCCGACCGCCUCCCACGGCCGCAGCUCAUAUUCGCUGGCAGCAUGAUCUGGGCCGUGGGCCUUGUCGGCUGUGCCUUCUCGCCGGAUUUGCUUUGCAUGAGCCUCUUCCGGGCAGCAAAUGGCGUUGGCCUCGGGAUUGUCCAGCCCCUGCUCUUCAGCCUCGUCGCUGACAAGAGUUGCGUUUACGGACGUGGCAAGGCCUUCGGGUGCUUGAUCUUUACGGGACAGCUCGGCCAAGCCGCCUUCACCGCCUUCGCCACCACCGUGGCCAGCACGCAGGUGGGAAACAUCGCGGGCUGGCAAUUCGCACUGCUUGUGAUUGCCAUUCUAAGCGCUUUUGUGGGCCUUGGAGUGGGCAUGCUUGUCGAGGAGACCAGGGAGAGGGACCAACGCACAAUGCUGCAGAUCAUCGUCCAAGAGACUCCAAAGCUCAGCAAGAUCUUUUGCCUGCCCACCUUCCUGGUGAUCAUCGGUCAGGGGGUCUUCGGUACUGCGCCCUGGUUCGCCUUCAGCUACCUGACCAUGUGGCUGGAAUUGAACUGUUUCUCCAAUCAGCAAGCCGCGGCCAUCUAUGCCUACUUCAAUGUUGGAACUGCCAUUUCCAGCGUCAUCGGGGGCUUCUUGAUGGACUUGGUCUUCAGGCGCUGCCCGGAUCAUGGGCCUCUUACGAUCUGCCAGCUCUCGGUGGGCGUGUCGAUUCCACUCUUCGCGUUCAUCCUGUUCGGGCUUAGUGACAUGGAUAUUGGCACCCCCGGGCUGUUUGGCUUCUACAGUGCAGCCUUCUUUAUCACCGGCAUCCUCAUUGCCUGGAACAUGGUCAUGAACAACAAAAUGUUCAGCGAUGUGGUCCCGAGAGAGAGGUACAGCUACGUUUACGCACUGGACCGUUGCAUUGAAGGCACCUUCAGCACCUUCGGUGCCUUCAGCCAGCCAGUGGGGUUGCUCACGGACCAGAUCUUCGGCUUUGACCCAGAGAGCGAGAGCGAAUGCUCCCCACAGGACGCCCAUAGCCUGGCCUUAGGUGUGUUCUGGAGCUCUCUGGUGUCCUUCAGCGUGUGCUUCCUCUUCUACUGCCUUGCGCACUGCACCUAUCCCAAGGAUCGUCGUGCAGUCAUGUAG
This is a messenger RNA of Effrenium voratum, 1425 nucleotides long. NCBI's taxonomy places the organism in Eukaryota, Dinophyceae, Suessiales, Symbiodiniaceae. The record is from the annotation of a GenBank genome assembly.